AUGGAGGCGCUGCUGCACCAGUUCCCCGUUCCGCCGCCGCAGCCGCUGCCGCAGGACGCGUUGCUGCAGCAGGCUGUGGCGGCGCGCGCGCUAAUGAUGGCCGCCGGUGGGAACAUGGCGCCGUCGACCGCGACCACGGCCGCGGGGGCGGGGCGGGAGCAGUGCCCGCGGUGCGCGUCGCGGGACACCAAGUUCUGCUACUACAACAACUACAACACGGCGCAGCCGCGGCACUUCUGCCGCGCGUGCCGCCGCUACUGGACGCUCGGGGGGUCCCUCCGCAACGUCCCCGUGGGCGGCCCGUUCGCCGCCUCUCCAGCAACGCUGCUGCAGGGCACGGGAGGUGGCGGCCUCCUCCUCAGCUCGCUGCUGCUGGGCUCGGUGUCCGCGUCGGCGGCGUCGGCGUUGGCGUCACCGCUACUCGCGCUCGGCACAGCGCCGCUGCUGGAAGGCCGGCUCGUCUUCGACCUCGGCCUCGGGGACGCAGCGCUAGCCGACUUGGCUCACCACCAGCAACUGUCGCUGGGCGCCGGGCCGCUCCCGUGGCCCGCAGCGACGACCGUCUUGGAGGGCGACCGCGCGGAGACGACGACGUGGAAAGCCGCUAGUAGCGUGUUCCCCUACCCGCCGGCCGCCGCGCUGUGGCAGGAGCUUGCCGCGGCGGCGCCGGUGGUGGAGGCCGGUGGGCUGCACCUGCACCACGGCGGCGCCCCGCACCUGCUCCUGUGA
This is a messenger RNA of Miscanthus lutarioriparius, 729 nucleotides long. The record is from the annotation of a GenBank genome assembly. NCBI's taxonomy places the organism in Eukaryota, Viridiplantae, Streptophyta, Magnoliopsida, Poales, Poaceae.